AUGCCGCUCAACCCGCUGCAGCUCAACGGGCGCGAGGCGGUGCCGUCGCUCGACUUGUCGGGGAAGGGCCUCGGACCCGGAUCGGCUGCGGUCGUCGCGGCGGGGGUUUCGGUCAACGCGGUGCUCACCGACCUCAACCUCUGCUCUAACGACAUCCACGACGAGGGCGCCACUGCGAUCGCCGAGGCGCUGCGCGGCAACGGGGUGCUGACCAAGCUCGACCUCGCCCGCACCGGCAUCGACGACGCGGGCGCCGAGGCACUGGCCUCCGCUCUGCGCGUCAACGGGGUGCUGACCACCCUCAAUCUCCGCGGCAACGUCUUCGGCGACGAGGGUGCCAAGGCGCUGGCAUCCGCUCUUUGCGUCAACGCGGUGCUGAAAAAUCUCGACGUGCAUUUGAGCCGCAACGAUCUCGGGGUGCCAGAGGCCCUUGUGCUGGCCAAGCUGGUCGAGGGCAGCGGGGUGCUGACCGAACUGAACCUCGUCGAAAACUACAUCGGCGACGAGGGCGCGAAGGCGAUCGGCGGUGCUCUCGCAGUCAACGGGGCGCUGACCGACCUCAACCUUGGCGAAAACAAUAUCCGCAGCGAGGGCGCCAAGGCGCUGGCCUCCGCUCUUCGCGUCAACGGGGUGCUGACCACCCUCGGCAUCGCUGGAAACAAGAUCCGCGACGAGGGUGCUGUUGCAAUCGCCGAGGCGCUGCGCGUCAACGAGGUGCUGACCAAGCUCGUGCUCGUGGACAGCAACAUCGGCGACGAGGGCGCCGCUGCGCUGGCCUCUGCUCUUCGCGUCAACGGGGUGCUGAAAAGCAUCGACCUCCGCUAG
Molecule: messenger RNA, 825 nt
Organism: Emiliania huxleyi CCMP1516
Lineage: Eukaryota; Haptophyta; Isochrysidales; Noelaerhabdaceae
Exons: 2
Coding region: 1-825 (274 amino acids)
Biological process (GO): activation of GTPase activity; nucleocytoplasmic transport
Cellular component (GO): nucleus; perinuclear region of cytoplasm; cytosol
Molecular function (GO): GTPase activator activity; small GTPase binding
Source: RefSeq, a predicted model, not a curated record